GGGGGGGCACAAACAAUCACCACCCCUUAUCCUAACACCGUGACCUUUUUGUGCAAUAAAACUCAUUUUCCUCGUCUUCGCUCCCUUCUUCCUCGAGUGCUGUACAUACCCUCUGCUCUCGUCUGUCUGCAUCUCUUGCUAUCUUUUGGAUACUAUUCUGCUGCUUCCUCAUCACUUCUUCACACACAAACCCUCCACACCGCUCUCACCAUGUCUAAACGAAACUCGACCAGACUUGCCAAUGGCUCUGCACCCGCUGUCGACCAGCCCGUCCCCAGCUACCUCCUCACUGGCAAAGUUGCCCUUGUGACAGGAUCAGGGCGAGGUAUGGGCCGUGAGACCGCUCUCGAACUCGCUCGCCGUGGCGCCGACGUUGUGGUCAACUAUGCCAACUCCUCCAAGGCCGCCGACGAGCUGGUGGCCGAGAUCAAGGCCCUCGGCCGAGACUCGAUCGCCGUCCAAGCCAACGUGUCGGACGUCUCCCAGAUCAUCAGCAUGUUCGCCGAGGCCAAGAAGCACUUUGGCAAGCUGGACAUUGUGGUUUCCAACUCGGGCGUCGUCUCCUUCGGCCACUUGAAGGACGUCACCGAGGAAGAAUUCGACCGUGUCUUCAACAUCAACACCCGAGGCCAGUUCUUCGUGGCCCGGGAGGCAUACAAGAACCUCGAGGUCGGCGGCCGCAUCAUCCUGAUGGGCUCCAUCACCGGCCAGGCCAAGGGCGUGCCCAAGCACACCGUCUACUCGGGCUCCAAGGGCGCCAUUGAGACCUUUGUCCGCUGCAUGGCCAUCGACUGCGGCGACAAGAAGAUCACCGUCAACGCCGUCGCCCCCGGCGGCAUCAAGACCGACAUGUACCACGCCGUCUGCAGAGAGUACAUCCCCAACGGCAUGAACCUGUCCGACGACCAGGUCGACGAGUACGCCGCCACGUGGUCGCCCAUGAACCGCGUCGGCCAGCCCAUCGACGUUGCCCGCGUCACUUGCUUCCUGGCCUCGCAGGACGGCGAGUGGGUGAACGGCAAGAUCAUCGGCAUUGACGGCGCCGCUUGCAUGUAAAAAGGGGGCCACGAAAAAUGACGGGAGUUUUGGAUCCGAAACCCAGACAUGACAUUGAAGAAAGGCGGUUACGGGGUGGAGGCACGAAGGAGCUAGAACAAGACUUUUUUUCAUUUCCGCGAGAGAGUGAGAGAGAGAGAGAGAGAGAGAGAGAGAUCACAAGCAAGCUGUGGGAUAUAUAGGGGUGUCAACACGUUGUUUUUCCCCUCUGACGGACGAUACUUGAUGAUGACGGGGAACAAACAGAUCCAAGGUAUUCUUUUUUUACAUCGUUGAGGGAAAAGAGAAGGAAAAGCGGGUCAACAAUCUUCCUUGCAAAGUUUGGAUAUGCAUGCAGCCUGCCAUAAAUUCACACGUCUGGACACACACACACACACCUACCUACCUCCCUUUCUCCGCUAUUUCUAUCUCGGAUCACACAGCCUGGCGCGAGCUCUGCUUGGGAAAGAAGCGAGUUGAGUUUGAGUUGAGUUGGAUCACCGUUGUCGUUGUCGUUGUCGUUGUCGUGGCCUGGGCUGGCGCGGGAAUUCUUCGAAAUGUACGGAGUAUCUAUCCACAUACCUAGCUACUACUACUUACUAGACCAAGGGGGGGGGUUCAAAUCUGGGAAGCGCGCUUUGCGGUUUGCAUUCCAACAACAGAGAUAAAGCGAUCUUUUUG
Molecule: messenger RNA, 1716 nt
Organism: Cladophialophora immunda
Lineage: Eukaryota; Fungi; Ascomycota; Eurotiomycetes; Chaetothyriales; Herpotrichiellaceae
Product: trihydroxynaphthalene reductase
Exons: 2
Coding region: 211-1056 (281 amino acids)
Molecular function (GO): oxidoreductase activity
Source: RefSeq, a predicted model, not a curated record